CCUACUUAUACUCCUGUGUUGCUCUCGACGCGACACUCAAUCUCACCACACUCUCCACCACUCACUACAUCUAACACUUCUCACCUACUUGUGGUCUCUCUCAAACAAUCACCUUGAUCAACACUUGAUCAACAGAUACACUCUGUCACCAUGUAUCCCUUUCUCCCUUGGAGUCAGAACCAGUCGAGUGUGCGCUCCUCUCUGAGUGAAGCCACCACCAGCACUCAGAAUGUCUCCUUCAGCUUCAGCUUUGGCAGUUCCUGCUCUGCUACUUCGCUGCCACCCCCUCCACCUCCUUCGCCUACCGACUCGUUGCUCGACAUUACUCCUCGCAAGUGUUCCUUCUCCAGCGGUUAUGAGAUGAACAACUCGUGCGCAUUCCCCUCCUGGCCCAACCGACCUUCUCUAUUGAGCGCCGACUCGGAGAGUUCCACUGCCAGCGCCUAUCUUUCCGACGAAGACCUUCUGCCCAUGGGUUCUGGAUCCCCCUCGGAGAGCGCCAUUGACGAAGAAUCCGCGGCCCAUGACCCAACCAUGGGAGAUGGUGACCUGACGACCGAGCAGCAGAUCCAGAUGAUUCGCGCCGCAGCGGAAGAAGAAGCGCAGCGCGCGCGUUUCCUGGCUCAGGUGCAGGCCCAUGCGAGAGCACAGCAGGCCAUGCGGGUUGCACAGCUGGCAGCGGCAGAGCGCGAGAACGCAAAGCGCAAGAAGCGCAAGGCCGUCCCCGAAAGGAAACGUCGGACCGCCUCAGCUUCCAAGGCCACGGUCUGUCGCGCCUAAGAGCGAGCAGAAUUCUCUUGUUUCUUGUUUACUUCUUUUAUUUUUUUACUUUACCCCGGUCGACUGUAACACCAGCACGUCAAACCAAUCUUGCGCAUGUCAUGAUACCCCAC
Molecule: messenger RNA, 893 nt
Organism: Aspergillus sclerotioniger CBS 115572
Lineage: Eukaryota; Fungi; Ascomycota; Eurotiomycetes; Eurotiales; Aspergillaceae
Exons: 1
Coding region: 151-780 (209 amino acids)
Source: RefSeq, a predicted model, not a curated record